Molecule: messenger RNA, 1359 nt
Organism: Arvicola amphibius (Eurasian water vole)
Lineage: Eukaryota; Metazoa; Chordata; Mammalia; Rodentia; Cricetidae
Gene: Krt80
Product: keratin 80
Exons: 9
Coding region: 1-1359 (452 amino acids)
Biological process (GO): keratinization; intermediate filament organization
Cellular component (GO): keratin filament
Molecular function (GO): structural constituent of skin epidermis
Source: RefSeq, a predicted model, not a curated record
AUGGCCUACCGCUCCUGCGUCGUCGGCUUCAGCAGCCUCAGUGGCUGUGAGGUGACACCCGCGGGCAACCCCCAGCCUGGGACCUCAGGAUGGGGCAGUCGUGGGCUCCCUGGGCCUGGCUUCAGCUCUCGAAGCCUCACAAGUUGUAGGCCAGCUGGCAUCAUCCCCAAGGUGACUGUGAACUCCAGCCUGUUGGUGCCUCUGAACCUCAAGGUGGACCCAGCUGUCCAGCAGCAGAAGAACCAAGAGAAGGAAGAGAUGAAGGUCCUCAAUGAUAAAUUUGCCUCCUUGAUUGGCAAGGUGCAGGCUCUGGAGCAACGCAACCAGCUGCUAGAGACCCGCUGGAGCUUCCUCCAAGGCCAGGGCUCAGCUACCUUCGACCUCAGCCACCACUAUGAAACAUUCCAGAGUCGGCUGCAGGAAGAGCUGCGCAAAGUGAGCCAGGAGCGGGGACAGCUGGAGGCCAACCUGCUUCAGGUGCUAGAGAAAGUGGAGGAGUUUCGCAUCAGGUAUGAGGACGAGAUCUCCAAACGCACAGACCUGGAGUUCACCUUUGUCCAGCUGAAGAAGGACCUGGAUGCCGAGUGUCUCCGACGAACUGAACUGGAAACCAAGCUGAAAGGCUUGCAGAGCUUCGUAGAGCUGAUGAGAGCUGUCUAUGAGCAGGAGCUGAAAGACCUUACAGCCCAAGUGAAGGAUGUGUUGGUGACCGUGGAUCUGGACAGUCGCUGCCACAUUGACCUGAGCGGCAUUGUGGAGGAGGUGAAGGCCCAGUAUGAUGCCAUUGCUGCUCGAAGCCUGGAGGAGGCAGAAGCCUAUUCACGGAGCCAGCUGGAGGAACGAGCUGCCCGCUCAGCAGAGUUCGGGAGCAGCCUCCAAAGCAGCCGCUGUGAGAUCGCAGACCUCAACGUGCACAUCCAGAAACUUCGGUCUCAGAUCCUCUCCAUCAAGAGCCAUUGCCUGAAACUGGAGGAGGACAUCAAGGUGGCUGAGGAGCGAGGCGAGCUGGCCUUCCAGGACGCCAAGGACAAGCUGGCCCAGCUGGAAGCUGCCCUGCAGCAGGCCAAACAGGACAUGGCCAGGCAGCUGCGCGAGUACCAGGAGCUCAUGAACACCAAGCUGGCCCUGGACAUCGAGAUCGCCACCUACCACAAGCUGGUGGAAGGGGAAGAAAACCGGAUGGACCUGCCUUCUGCCACUGUGGUCAGCGCUGUGCAAUCCCGAUGCAGGACCACUGCCCCCAAGUCUGGCCUCUCCAGGACGCCCUCGCGGAAGAAGAAGAACCGCAGUGGCCCUGUGAUCAAAGUCACUGAGAUCUCAGAGAAGUACCUCUCCCAGGAGUCAGAGGCCUCAGAGUAG